Adineta ricciae is the source of this 2574-nucleotide messenger RNA. Lineage: Eukaryota; Metazoa; Rotifera; Eurotatoria; Adinetida; Adinetidae. The record is from the annotation of a GenBank genome assembly.
AUGCCUUCAAUUUAUAGCUCGAAUUUUGAAAACGACACUUUGCCGACCCCUUACGCAAACAAUAAUUUUACAACGGAAAUUGACCUCCGAUUUACGAUACCACUGACAUUCAAAGCGUUGACAACUUCAACACUAUUAAGAGCAUCAAAGAAUAGUCUUAGCGGUGGUGCAAUCGCCGGUAUAGUGAUCGGCGUGAUCAUAUUUGUCAUUAUUUUAUGUGCUUUAAUAUAUUACUUUAAUAAACGAUUGAAAUCUUCUGAACAACGAUCAUCAACUAGUGUUGCGCUUCCAUUAAAUCCGGCUCCUCCGGUUGUACCUCAGGCAAGUCUUCACCCUGUGCCAACUGCACCGAAAUCACCAAAAUCUACACCAAUAUUUCAUUGCCGAAAACCAAUCUGUGAUGCUUACCUCAAACAGUUUAACAUUUCACUUAAGUUUUUCGAAUCGAAACAUAACAAAUGUUUCUGUAGAAAAUGUCAUAAUACGUCGACUCCGAACAUCGAAUGUGGAUCUUGGUGCAAUGAACUACAUGGUUGGACUUGUUUCGGCCUAUCUGUAAAUGAAGCACAUGUGAAGCAAUGGCAUAUCUUUCGUGACUGGAAGAUCAGCUAUUAUGGGACAACACCCGAUCGAUUGUUCUCAAUCAUACGUAAUCGUUUCAUUCCGUUGGAUGGUGAGGUACUUCAAGACGGAAUUAAGUUCAGCAGUGGACAUUCAGAUACUUCAUGUUGGAAUACGUCACCAUUCCUAAUAUGCGCUAGUCAACCAAAGUUUAGUCCUGGUUCAAAAUUUCAUGCACCUGAUGGAAAUAACUACAAUGUUCAAGUAGUACUGCAAUGUAGACAAAAACCAGAUACAAUUAUUGGUGAGACAGACACAGCACCCAAGAAAAAUACUGUAUGGAAAACACAAGCACGAAGCGCCAUAAUUCCAAUUGCACUCCUUAUUCGAUUACAGAAACAUUGUAAUAAUGGUCGAUGUAUUGAAGAAGCGCAAGGACCACGGUGCAUAUGUGACGAAGGUUUUGUUGGCAGCAAUUGUGAUCAAGAAGGUUCUGAUUUUUAUCAUCGAACUUCACUCAUACAUGGACUUGCUGAUCCUGAUAUUCUAGCAGUGAAUGAUGAUCUAUUUUAUUUGACAGGCACAUCCGAUGCUUUCGUUUUACCAAUCUAUCAAUCAACAGACUUAAUCAAUUUUCAAUUAAAAGUUACAUACAAUCCAUCGACUAUUGAUACUAUAUAUAAUUAUUGUUUCAUUUGGGCACCUGAUCUUUCGAAACGUGGUACUGGUUAUGAUUUAUAUUUCUCUGCUCAACGUGUUACGAAAGGUGCAGCGUGUCCAGCUAGUGGACAAGAUGUGACAACAUUUCUUGCUAGAGCUAUUGAUGAUAAUCUCGUCUUUAGCGUACCGGUGCUCGUUGAUUUUGGACCAUCAGCUCCUAAAGGAAGAAUUGCUGCAGGUUGUAAUGGUGAUGGCUGUUUAAAAACAGUUCGAAUCGAUGCUGCCGUAGUCGGUCCAGAAAAUGAUCGUUGGUUUUUUUACGUAUGGUUUACAGCAGGCAAUAAUAUAGCUGCAUUUCCCUUUUCCUCGCCAACAAGUAUGAUAGCGAAUGCGGGACCCGCGUCUUUCUCUAUUCCAACUAGUGACGAAAAGAUUAAUGAAGCACCUGAAGUAUUUUGGCGCGAUGGACAGUACUAUUUCUUUAUUAGCACAGCGUUCUUUGACAGUCAAUAUGCUAUGUUCUACGUAAUGUCGCCCACGAUCGCUGACUUGACCCGUAAGCGCGCAGUACGUACACAUUCAGUUGCACAACGAAAUUCUGCUGGACGGCUCGUUCAAACUCAUGGACAUAAUUCUAUAGUAAUGCGACGAGGUCAAUUCUUCAAUGUAUUUCACCAAGGUGUUUUUGACAGCUCAGGACGAAUGAUCCGACGAGAUACAUUUAAACAACGCAUUGCAUUCCGAUCGGACGGAUCUAUACAUACAUUGAAUACUAUCAAUAUUCGUUGGACUCAACUUCCACUAUAUCAAUAUUCGAUCGAUAUUGUCAAGAAAGAUGGGUCUUCGGUAGGUCCUUGUAUUGCAGUCGGACGUAUUGGAGCGACGCUUGAAACAACUUAUACAGGUAUAUGUCCAGAUGGUGGUAAUCAACUGAUAGAUAAAGGUGACAUUGCCGCAUUUCGAUUAUUCUAUUCGAUGAACCAGGUGUGGAAAGAUUUCGUCGAAGUAAAAUACGAUGGAGUCUCAGAUCAAUUGGCCAUUUAUUUGUCAGGCGGUAUCACAAAACAAGUUGCUCUUCGAUGGAACGAACGUGUAACAGGUACACGACAUUCUCUUGAUAUUCGUCGUAAAAAUGGAACCUGGAUCGCUCCAUGCGUUAGCGAAGCAGUUAUCGGCACUCAAAUAGAAUAUGUUUUUGAUGGCAAUUGUCCAGCGGCAAAAGUGUUCGUCGAACCUCGUGAUAUAACGUCGAUUCGAAUAUGUUCUGCGGUAAAUAAUGAUUGGGCAAAAGCAAUAUGUGGUAGUGUCGAUUAUAAUGGAAGCACAAUUCAUGUCUUUGUGCGUAUACCAUAA